GUGAAAAGAAGAUAAGAAGAUAAGGCAGGUACGAGAGCGAACAACAUUUUAAUGAAACUAAUGAAUCAUUCUACUUUUCUAACCACCAACACUUUCUCAUCAUGGCCACUGAACGAUCUCAUAGUGUUUCCUCCUCUUCAGCAUCGCAUCGUCAAGAUGAUGUGUUGGAAAAGCAGGCUAAUGAAUCAAAAGAAGAGCCGCAACAAGCUCUCGGUCAAGUUGACUUAACAGACGUAGACUCUGAUGCUGAGAAGAAAUUAAAGGAAGCCAACUUAGUCCUCACUCCAGGACAAGAACCAAUCACUGAACAAGAAUUUAAGCAGACAUUAAGAAGAAUCGACUUAAUCUUGAUGCCUUUCAUGUGCUUGAGCGUUUUACUGCAAUACCUUGAUAAAACAUCUCUCAACUAUGCAAACUUGUUAAACAUCCGUCAAGAUUUAGACUUUACCCAAAGACAAUACAGUUGGCUCGGAUCAAUCUUUUAUCUUGGUUAUUUGGCCGCAUCUCCUGUUCAUGGUUACUUUUUACAAAAAGUCAAUCUUACUCGUUAUCUUGGUCUUAUGAUUCUACUUUGGGGAAUAACUUUAACCCUUCAUGCUGCUGCUUUUGAUUACGCUGGACUUGUCGCUUGCAGACUUUUCCUUGGAAUUUUCGAAGCCGCACUAACACCUGGAUUCAUCCUUCUUACCGGUCGAUUUUACAAGAGUAGAGAACAAAUUGCAAGAACGAACAUUUGGUUUUCCAUGAAUGGCUUCGCACAGAUUUUGGGAGGCGCAAUCAGUUAUGGUGUUCAAGUUCAAAAGCCAUCAAAAUUAAAAGUUUGGCAAGAAUUAUACAUCAUCUUGGGUGUCAUCACGGUGGUGUAUAGUUUUGCAGUCUUUUUCGGUAUGCCAGAUUCUCCUGAAACGACCAAGAUUUUCAAAACUGAUCGUAUGCGUAUGGCAGCGAUUGAACGAAUCAGAACAAACAAGACCGGUUUACAUGACAAAAAGUGGAAAUGGUAUCAAUGCCGUGAAGCACUUUUGGAUGUUCGACUUUACCUCGUCUUUUUAUUGAUCAUCACAACCGAUAUCGCAAAUGGAAUUACGAGUAAUUUCAGUUCUGCAAUCUUGAAAGGACUGGGAUUCGAUUCCAAAAAGACUGCUUUGGUAGGAAUGAGCACGGGUGUAAGCGAAGUCGUUGCGAUCAUUUUGGGUAUCGUGAUCGCUUAUGCAACAAAUACACGAUUCAUUCCUGGUGUUUUCAGUUUCAUGAUUGCAAUUGUUGGCGGUGCUCUAGUCUUGGCAUCUGAUGAACGAGUAACACAAGUGGCAGGCUACAACUUAAUCUUCUUUUUCCCAAUCGGAUCUGCAUUGUUAUAUUCAUGGCUUUCUUCGGCCAUCGGUGGAACAACGAAAAAGAUUGUUUUCAAUGUGGUUUUGCAAUUCGGUUAUUCUGCCGGAAAUAUUAUUGGUCCACAAGCAGCAGGAGUUGCACCUCAUUAUCGAUUGGGUAAAGCAGUCAUGUUGGCAAUGUUUUCCAUUUCGGCUUUUGCCAUGUGUGCAAUUUCUUUGGUUCACUUUGUUUGGAAUAAACAACGUGAUCGUGCACAUGAAAAAGGUCAAGAUGAACCUGCUUUAUCUGAAUUGGCAGAUCAUACGGAUAAAGAAUUGAGAAGUUUCCGUUAUCCUUAUUGAUUAUUGUAUUGCUUUCUGCUUUUCUUCAAUGUCAUUGUGAUUUUAGUCAUCAUUAUGAGUGCCCCUCUCCUUUCCCCCGCG
Molecule: messenger RNA, 1757 nt
Organism: Meira miltonrushii
Lineage: Eukaryota; Fungi; Basidiomycota; Exobasidiomycetes; Exobasidiales; Brachybasidiaceae
Product: MFS general substrate transporter
Exons: 1
Coding region: 102-1676 (524 amino acids)
Biological process (GO): transmembrane transport
Cellular component (GO): membrane
Molecular function (GO): transmembrane transporter activity
Source: RefSeq, a predicted model, not a curated record